Messenger RNA from Erythranthe guttata (spotted monkey flower), 1195 nucleotides. Lineage: Eukaryota; Viridiplantae; Streptophyta; Magnoliopsida; Lamiales; Phrymaceae. The record is from RefSeq and is a predicted model, not a curated record.
UCAGACAUUUAAAGAAGAAUUGGUCGAAAUUCGAAGUGGUUAAUUAUGGCCUCCGACAAGGAAAAUUUCGGCCUCAGCGGACCGUCGUUUCUCACCGCUAUUGAUUGGAACAAUUCAAACCAUAGAAGAUCAAUUGCAGCGAGCUUAGUCCAGGGCGUUUACGUAAUUGAAUGCGAUCGUCAGCAGAAACGUCAGCCGCCUCAAGCCCUAGCUCCGCCGUGGUGGGAGUUUUUCAACUUCAAAAUCAACCGAGUACUCGUCGACGAUCACGACCAGUCCUAUUUCGGCGCCGUUUUCGAAUUCGUUUUCCCGUACCCCUAUCAGAACUACGCCGGCCAACGGCCGCCGCAGUACGUCAUCGCCUUCAGAGGGACGGUCAACAAGUCAAACAACCGGGCCGAAGAUCUGAAGCUGAAUCUCAACCUCAUGAUCAACAACCUCCAGGAGAGCCGCCGCUUCCAGAUCGGGACGGAGUCCGCAACCGCCGUCAUCAACUCCACCGCCCCCGGAAACGUCUGGCUCGCCGGACACUCGGUCGGAUCGUCGAUCGCGCUGCUCAUCGGGCGGCGCGUGGCGAAGACCACCGGAUUCCACCUCGAGACCUACCUGUUCAACCCACCCUUCACCGCUCCCCCGAUCGAGAAAAUUAAGAACGAGAAGGUGAAAUUAGGGCUGAGAUUGGCGGGUAGUGUGGUCACCGCCGGUCUGGCGAUGGCGGCCCAUACCCGGCCCAAAGGUCAGGAAAUCGACCCGUUCACCGUGCUCGCGGCGUGGGUACCCUACCUGUUUGUGAGUCAAUCGGACGCGGUCUCGUCGGAAUACAUUGGGUAUUUCGAGCACAGGGAGAAAAUGGAGUCAAUUGGAGCUGGGAAAAUCGGGAAACUUGCAACGAAGCAUUCAAUCGGGAGCAUUGUGUCGUCCGUUCGGGGAAAAGAUUCCGAGGCGGCGCAUUUGAUUCCGUCCGCUUAUCUGAGUAUUAAUUGCAGCACCACUCAGAAUUUCAAGGAAGCUCAUGGGAUUCAUCAAUGGUGGAAGCAGGAUUUGGAGUUGAGGUACAAACUUUACCAAUACAAGUGUUGAAUCAAAUUUGUUGCUAUUAAUUCUCUGAAAAAUUAAAUUGUGUGGCGUUGAAGAAAUAGUUGACUUUAUUAUUACAACUUUGACUUAUAUAGAUGCAAUAUAUUAUUCAAAUUAA